AUGUGCUUGUGGCAUUUGUGGCUAUUUGGUCUAUUACGGGACACACUUCGUUCGGGUAUUGAGAACAACCCGACCGUGUUUUAUCGGCUCAUGCCCGGCUCCACGGCUCAGACCAACAAAUUCCACACAUUCUAUUUACAACAAAGGGCCGACAACGGAUUUACAUGGGCCGAUAUAAAAGUUAACCACCCUCUCGACUACGAGAGUAUCAAGGAAUACAAUCUUACGAUCCGAGUGGAGAACAACGGCGCCCAGCAACUGGCUUCUGAAGCGACGGUGUACAUCAUGCUUGAAGACGUGAACGACGAGAUCCCCCUGUUCACUGAGAGGGAACAAGAGACGGUGCUUGAGGGGGAGCCCAUCGGGACGAAGGUGACGCAGGUCAACGCUAUCGACAAGGACGGAACAUUCCCCAAUAACCAGGUGUACUACUACAUAGUGGAUUCACCGCGGAACGAAGGCAAGGACUUCUUCGAGAUCAGCAUGCAGACUGGGGAAAUCUUCACGAAGGUGGUGUUCGACAGAGAAAAGCAGGGGGCGUACGCGCUAGAGGUGGAGGCCCGCGACGGAGCACCCUCGGCGCGUCCCAACUCCGACAACCAACCCAACUCAGUGACUAAAUUCAUCCGCAUCGGCAUCGCUGACAAGAAUGACAACCCGCCAUAUUUCGACAAAGAGCUGUACGAGGCGGAGGUCGACGAGAAUGAAGACAUCCAACACACCGUACUCACCGUCACCGCCAAAGAUCACGAUGAAUCGUCGCGUAUUCGAUACGAGAUCACGAGCGGGAACAUAGGCGGCGCGUUCGCCGUCAAGAACAUGACUGGCGCCAUCUACGUGGCAGGCGCGCUCGACUACGAAACUAGGAAGCGGUACGAGCUGAAGUUGGCGGCGUCUGACAAUCUGAAGGAGAACUACACGACCGUGGUGAUCCACGUCAAGGAUGUGAACGACAAUCCGCCUGUGUUCGAGAGGCCCACCUAUCGCACGCAGAUCACCGAAGAAGACGACCGAAAUCUGCCGAAACGAGUGCUUCAGGUCCGAUUCGUGAUCACUACCGCUGAAUUCGAUUCUUUGUUGAACGAAUUCAAGCGCCUGCCAGCUAUUGUUUCAAAAGAGAAUCGAAUGAGGCUCCACGGUCCCUGGAUUGACCCUUACAGACACCAUUAG
Messenger RNA from Spodoptera exigua (beet armyworm), 1170 nucleotides. The record is from the annotation of a GenBank genome assembly. NCBI's taxonomy places the organism in Eukaryota, Metazoa, Arthropoda, Insecta, Lepidoptera, Noctuidae.